AUGGCCUUCUUGUUCCGCAAGUCAGCGAAGUCUAAUAGCGAGCUCGUACGCUCUACCAAGGAACUGACGACCCGGCUGAGCGAAGAAACAAACCCCAAUCCCAAGACUGAAGAUGAGCUGGCUCGAGACCUCCAGCAGCUGAAGAUCAGGCUUCAAGGCACUCCCGAAUCAGAAGUCAAUCCAGCUUCCGUAUUCGAGCUACUGAGCCUCAUAAUCCAAGACGAUUUGCUCUUCGUUCUUGCAAACAAUAUCCACAAGCUUCCGUUCGAAUCGCGCAAGGACGCUCAAGUCGUCUUCUCGACCGCGUUCCGCUACAAGCCCGCCGGCGCUCCAGAUCCUCAAGUCCUGCAUCACGUCAUACAAUACAGGCCGGAAAUCAUAAUAGCACUAUGCAGAGGAUACGAUCGACGAGAAAGCGCUAUGCCGUGCGGAGGCGUGCUGCGCGAAGCCCUUAAGUACGACUCCAUUGCCGCACUCCUCUUGUACGACGAGCCGACACCAGACGGAAAGACCCGCGAUCUCGCAAGUGUGAACCCAGACGUACCGUCUUCGGGAGAGGGUGUUUUCUGGAGAUUUUUCGAUUGGAUAGACAAGGGCGCGUUUGAAGUCAGCGCAGACGCAUUCAACACAUUCAGGGACAUCCUUACGAAGCACAAGAGCUUGGUGGCGGGGUACCUGCAAACGAACUUCGACAUGUUCUUCUCGAGAUAUAACACGAUAUUGAUUCAGUCAGAGAGCUACGUCACAAAGCGACAGUCCAUUAAGCUCCUAGGCGAGAUAUUGCUUGACAGAGCGAACUACAACGUCAUGACGCAGUAUGUUGAUUCGGGCGAGCAUCUAAAGAUAAUCAUGAAGCUGCUGCGAGAUGACCGGCGCAUGAUUAAUUAUGAAGGAUUUCAUGUCUUCAAGGUUUUUGUUGCUAAUCCCAACAAAUCCGUCGCCGUGCAGCGCAUCCUUAUCAGCAACCGGGAAAAGCUACUACGGUUUCUGCCCAACUUCCUUGAAGACCGUACAGAGGACGAGCAAUUCAAUGACGAAAAAAGCUUCUUGAUUAGGCAGAUAGAACAGCUUCCUCAAGCGCCAAUGGCGCUCCCAGCAGCGGCAUGA
Didymosphaeria variabile is the source of this 1107-nucleotide messenger RNA. It is a transcript of the gene HYM1, whose product is annotated as Hym1p. NCBI's taxonomy places the organism in Eukaryota, Fungi, Ascomycota, Dothideomycetes, Pleosporales, Didymosphaeriaceae. The transcript has 5 exons. Gene Ontology annotation, molecular function: protein serine/threonine kinase activator activity. Bases 1 to 1107 code for a protein of 368 amino acids. Gene Ontology annotation, biological process: intracellular signal transduction. The record is from RefSeq and is a predicted model, not a curated record.